Anopheles aquasalis is the source of this 739-nucleotide messenger RNA. Its product is annotated as endocuticle structural glycoprotein ABD-4-like. The record is from RefSeq and is a predicted model, not a curated record. Lineage: Eukaryota; Metazoa; Arthropoda; Insecta; Diptera; Culicidae. Gene Ontology annotation, cellular component: chitin-based extracellular matrix. Gene Ontology annotation, molecular function: structural constituent of chitin-based larval cuticle.
GCUUACGACGGUGGUUGGUGCACGCGAACACGAACAUCCCGGUAUUGUGUGAACUCUAGAAGUGUCAGAAAGGUUACUCGGUAUCGGAAGGAUUGUACACACUACAGACGGAGGUUUCGGAGAUUAGAGCGUUUGUGGUCGAACGUUGUGUUGAAUGAUGAGGUUCAUUAUCCUUCUUAGUGCCGUGCUGCUGGUGGUGGUACAGUGCGCACCGCAGGGACCGGUUACGGAGCCGAUUCCCAUCAUUCGCCAGGAGCAAGAAGUGAAUCCGGAUGGAAGCUACAGCUGGAGCUACGAAACGGGCAACGGGAUAGUGGCGGAGGAGCAAGGUUUUCUGAAAAACCCCGGCACGGAGCAGGAAGCACAGGUUGCCCAAGGAGAGUACUCGUACACGGCACCCGAUGGUCAGUUAAUACGCGUGCAGUACAUCGCGGACGAGAAUGGGUUCCAGCCGCUCGGUGAUCAUCUGCCAACGCCACCACCGAUCCCACCGGCCAUCCAGCGAGCACUCGAGUAUCUGGCCAGCCUACCGCCAAACAACGAUGAUGCGUCGCGAAGGUACUAGGUGCACGCCAGUGUCACAGCACGAAUAGUAUUCCCUGCAGCAGCCGUGAUCGCUUCAUCAUCCUCUCGUUCACACUCAUUCCUUCGCCGUAGAACGAAAAGUACGCGCCUGCUAUUUAACAUUUAGUCUUUAAGAAACGUUUGAUAAUAAAAGAUGAAACAACACAAGAAAAAA